Molecule: messenger RNA, 1269 nt
Organism: Diachasmimorpha longicaudata
Lineage: Eukaryota; Metazoa; Arthropoda; Insecta; Hymenoptera; Braconidae
Gene: Nubp2
Product: cytosolic Fe-S cluster assembly factor Nubp2 homolog
Exons: 5
Coding region: 112-894 (260 amino acids)
Biological process (GO): iron-sulfur cluster assembly
Cellular component (GO): cytosol
Molecular function (GO): ATP-dependent FeS chaperone activity; ATP binding; 4 iron, 4 sulfur cluster binding
Source: RefSeq, a predicted model, not a curated record
AAUACCACCCGAAAACACUUCACAUCACUCUGGGUAUUUAUUGAAAGAAGGGGGUAGUCCGACCAAACAUUGGAAUCAUUCUUGAUAAAAAGCCAACGCAGUUCUCUAACGAUGCUCGACGAGGUGAAGCAUGUUCUGCUGGUGCUGUCGGGCAAGGGUGGCGUUGGCAAGUCAACCGUGAGCACCCAGCUAGCUCUGGCCCUCAAGGUAGCCGGUUUCAAGGUGGGAAUUCUCGAUGUCGACCUGUGUGGUCCCAGUGUCCCUUAUCUCCUCAAUAUUGAGGACAAGGAUGUGCAUCAGUCCUCAGAAGGAUGGAUUCCAGUGUAUACUGAUCAGGAUCAGACACUUGCUGUCAUGUCAAUUGGAUUUUUACUGAAAAAUCGUAAUGAUGGGGUUGUCUGGCGAGGACCCAAGAAGACUGGUAUGAUCAGACAGUUUCUUACUGACGUCGUCUGGAAGGACAUUGAUUAUCUGAUCAUCGACACGCCUCCUGGCACCUCGGACGAGCACAUAACUGUUAUGGAGAAUCUGAGAGAUGUUAAGUGUGAUGGGGCUAUUAUCGUUACUACUCCACAAGCUGUUGCUGUUGAUGAUGUCUUGAGGGAAAUCACAUUUUGUAGGAAAACAGGAAUUCCGGUUAUUGGAAUUGUGGAGAAUAUGAGUGGAUUUGUCUGUCCAACAUGUUCGGAAUGCACAAAUAUUUUUUCGUCUGGCGGAGGUAUCGCCCUAUCCGAGAUGGUAAAAGUUCCAUUUCUAGCUAAACUGCCCAUCGACCCGGCAAUCGGAAAAUUUGCUGACAAGGGCCAAAGCAUCCUGGUAACACUUCCUGAUAGUCAAGUUGCCCAAGUGUUCAGGAAACUCGUUGAGGAGCUCACCAAAAGCAAGGAAGCUUGAACUAAAAAACCUCUCUAAUGCAUUACCGAGUGGAUGAACUGUGUGAUUAUUAUGCGAACGUAUGAUACCCAUUAAUAUUUUUUUAUUUAAAAUAAACUCGGACUCUGUGAGCAAGUAGAAUGAGAGAAUUUAUAUGUUGAAAAUUAAUUUCUGUGAAUAAUUCGCGUUGUAAACUCGCAUGUUAUAACUUGAUUAUUUUACUUAAACACAGAGAUGUGGAUAUUAUCUUUUAUAUCUUGUAUAUUUUCAGAAAAAUAUUCUAAAGGUGUUUUAUACAGUGAAGUAACAUCGAAAAUAUUUUUUAUAUAAUGUUGAUGGUGGAAUGGUGUUCAAACAAUAUUAAUAAUAAAAAAGAAACAUUCGAUAAGGCACGAA